AUGAGGAGGACGGAGUUGCGGGCAGGAGUGCCCGUAGAUGACGGAGUUGUCUCUGGCCAAGACUGCGAGUGUAUCUUCAUACCGACAUCCCCGGGCUGCGCCUUGGUGCGGUUUGGUGGGCAGACUGCUGACGGCGCAGGGAGUACGUCGCCGAAGAGGAAGGGGGUUGAAAGAGGAGAGGCGAGAGUGGUGGUUGUGAGGAGCGUGGAGCUGGAUAGGAGAAGCAGGAGUGAGUGCGACGAGGCGGAGUACUACUUGGAGCGCUCCGACUCGUCGCUCUCAUUCUACUCGGAGGAUGACGCUGUAGGAGGAAGCGGGCCCAGCACAUCUCGGGCCUCGCUGCGCAAAAGGAGGAUGAUAGAGGUUGACGCAGACCCGGAUUUGGAGUUUGAUGAGGAGGUCGAAGUUGUCGAAGUCGUUGCGACUCCAACUUCAAAAAAAGGAAAGACGCCCAUUAAGGGCAAAUACACGGACUCGACACAGGCAAAGGCCCAAUUGGCCGCCGCCAUGGAUUGUGACAUCCAGAGGGAGGCAGCAGUCGCAGUAGCGAAUGCUCCGAAACCGUCGGCGCGCCCUACCACCCGCAGGCCCUCGACUGAGGACUCGAAGCGCGCCGACGUGUUGGGAUCGGAUAUUCGGGAGUGUGCCCUGAGAGUCCUCGAAGCCGUGAGGAAAUCCGGCCACUUGAAGGGCACAGUGGUCAAAGAGAUAAAGGACGCCGUCGCUACCAUCCGCGCGGCGUCUGAAUCACUUGUAGACAGGACCGCAUCAUCAGAGUGUGCAGCGUUGCGCCGGGAAAACUCCCGUUUGGCCAACGAACUGGUGGACAUGCGGGAAAUGUUGACGGGAAUGAGGCAGGAAACCGCCAAAUAUUACUUGGAGCUGAAGACCCUCAAGAACACCAUGGGGGCUUCCGCCAAGGGCAUGGACGAGCUUGCAAUGCUCAAGGCGGAAAGAGCGGAAUGGGAGAAGGAAAUGGCAGCUACACGAAGUUCCUUCCAAGAUCUCCUGAAGAGAAGCACGGAGGAUCGGCUAGCGCUUGCGACAGCACAAAGGGAGUUGGCAGAUGCCAAAGCCGCAUUGGCGAAAUCGUCGGAGUCUGUGGCUAUGGAGAUGACGCCCGAAGCUCAAGCUGUUAGUCCGAGUGAAGCACCGACUAUCAGCGAGAGCGUCGAGGCGCGAAUUGUGAGACAAAUCGGGGACAUCUUCAAUGCCCGGUUUGAGAAAAUCGAGGAGCUUGUGGGCAGGCAAAACAUCUCGCCGCCCAAACGCGCCACGGCCGCACCCCGAACACCUGGGGCGGCUAAACAGGGAGGUUCCUCGGCGCCUGUAGCCGGCACUAGUGGGGCGGGAUUGAGUGCUUCUCAGCCGCUUCCCACUACCAAGGAGCAAUGGACGACAGUCGUCCGGCGUGGGAAGCGCGCCAAGGGGGCGAAGGGCAAGGAGUCAGCCCCAGCCACCCAGGCGCCCACUGGAGGGGCGAGACCAGCCCAAAAGGAGGCAACACCGAAGGCGACUAAUGAGGCCGCCAAGAAAAGGAACGCGAGAAGGAGGCAGUUCCGACCUCCGCGAUCCUCGGCGAUAGUGCUCACGCUACAGCCGGGGGCCGCGGAGGCAGGAUCAAGUUACAGCUCGGUGCUCCGAGAGGCCCAACAAAACAUCCGGUUGGAUGCCCUCGGAAUCACCGAGCUGGGCUUUAGACUGGCGGUAACAGGGUCCCGCAUACUUGAAGUGCCGGGACCAGUGGAGGAAAGCGGCGGAAAGGCAGAUGCCCUCGCCGCCAAGCUGUCGGAGAUCCUUCCGGCAGAUGUAGUUGCCGUCACCAGGCCGGUCAAGUCCGCGGAGUUCCGCGUCUUGGACCUGGACGACGCCACUGCCACAGCAGACGUGGUGGCAGCCGUAGUGCGUGAGGGAGACUGCGCCGAGGCCUCCGUAAAAACGGGGGAGAUCCGGCGCUCUCCCUCAGGGAGUGGCUCUGUCUGGGUCCGAGCCCCGAUAGGGGCAGUGAAGCGGCUGGUGGAUGCCGGCAAACUCAGGGUGGGGUGGACGAUGGCACGGGUGCGGUCCUUGGAUCCCCGGCCGUUGCGGUGCUACCGCUGUCUGCUCACGGGUCACGUGGGCCAGCGGUGCACCGCCAAGGAGAACCGCGGCGGAGCUUGCUUCCGUUGCGGACAAGACGGCCAUAAGGCCGCAACGUGCACCGCCCCUUCGCCGCAUUGCCCGUAUUGUGCGGCGGCGAAGAGGAAGGCGGACCACAAGAUUGGGAGCACCAAAGGGUGCCGUCCGCCCAAACAGGCGGCGAGAGUGGAGGCGAUGGAGGCCGAGUCCGGCCCGUCACCUCCCACCACGGGCCUCGCGGCAGCCGAUGCGGGGGCGUCGGCUGUCACCUAA
This is a messenger RNA of Achroia grisella, 2391 nucleotides long. RefSeq lists its product as uncharacterized. The record is from RefSeq and is a predicted model, not a curated record. NCBI's taxonomy places the organism in Eukaryota, Metazoa, Arthropoda, Insecta, Lepidoptera, Pyralidae. Bases 1 to 2391 code for a protein of 796 amino acids. Gene Ontology annotation, molecular function: nucleic acid binding; zinc ion binding. The transcript is spliced from 3 exons.